AUGUCUUUGCGUGAGUGGGGUAUUGAUGGCAUAUUCACUUUGACAGUGGAUAAUGCUAGUUCCAAUUUAACCACAAUUAAAUUUUUACAAAGGGUAACAAAAGAUUGGAAUGGGACAGUUUUAGGAAAUGAGUUAAUGCACAUGAGGUGUUGUGCCCAUAUCCUAAAUCUCAUUGUUGGGGAGGGUUUGAAAGAAAUUGAUGCAUCUGUUGCUAGGGUGCGUGAAGCUGUGAGGUAUGUGAAGUCCUCGCCCAAUAGAAAUCAAACCUUUAGGAAUUUUAUGGAGAGGUUAGGUAUGGAGUCCAAGAGUCUUCUUUGUUUAGAUGUACCUACUAGGUGGAACUCAACUUACCUUAUGUUAGAAACUGCUGAAAAAUUCGAGAAAGUAUUCCUUAGGAUGGACUUUGAAGAUGAUGGUUAUUCAUUAUAUUUUAGGAGCAAGGAAGAUAGUGGUGGUUUGGGAUCUCCUUGUAUGAGUGAUUUCCAAAAUUGUAGGGCAUUUGUGACUUUCUUGAGACUUUUUUACAAUGCAACAAAGAAGUUCUCUGGCUCUUUGUAUGUGACCUUAAAUGCCUUUUUUGAUGAGAUCUUUGUUAUUCAGGAGAGUAUUUCUCAUUUAGUUAAAUCCCAAAACACCCUCUUGAAAAACACGGCCACAAACAUGCAAACUAAAUUUGAGAAGUACUGGGGGGAAGGUGAUAAAAUUAAUCCUCUUUUGUAUGUGGCUGUUGUUCUUGAUCCACGAAAAAAAUUGAGAUUUUUGAAGUUUUCUUUUUCUGAAAUUUAUGGGAAUGAAGUGGGGAAUGUGAUGGUUGAUAAGGUGAAAGCUCUUUUGAUGAAGUUGUAUACUUUUUUCUGUUCUGUUAAUUCCCCAAAUGUGCAAGAACCAAGUGGGGUUGAGAGGACACCAAUGGUAGGUGACGCAAGUGAUCCAUAUGUGAUGGCUCACUCUCGAUAUGAGCUUUUCUUAGAAGCUGAGCAAUCUAUAGGUUGUAGUAAUGAGGUUGAUAAGUAUUUAGCUGAAAAUUGUGAUGGUAGAAGGGAUGUGAAUUUUGAGGUGUUGGGGUGGUGGAAGGACAAUUCUAGUAGGUACCCAAUGCUGUCCAAAGUGGCUAAGGAUAUGCUGGCUGUACCAGUUUCGACUGUUGCAUCUGAGUCAGCAUUCAGCACCGAAGGCCGCAUUAUUGAUCCAUUUCGAAGUUCUCUCUCUCCUUUCAUGGUUCAAAACCUUGUAUGUGCACAAAAUUGGCUUCAAGCCACAGUGCCAAUUUCUCAUCGCCAAUCAAGGGAUGAGGUUGAGGCAUUGGAGGAGGAAUUUCAUGAUUUAGGUAAUAUGUUUAAAUUCUAG
Molecule: messenger RNA, 1347 nt
Organism: Quercus lobata
Lineage: Eukaryota; Viridiplantae; Streptophyta; Magnoliopsida; Fagales; Fagaceae
Product: zinc finger BED domain-containing protein RICESLEEPER 2-like
Exons: 1
Coding region: 1-1347 (448 amino acids)
Molecular function (GO): protein dimerization activity; DNA binding
Source: RefSeq, a predicted model, not a curated record